GCUGGCCCGUUUGUGAAUGAGCUGCAGAGCAGCGCUCACCUCUCAGAGUCCCAGCCAAGCCCAGGAGCGGAGCGCGAGAGGAAGAAAAGUUUGCCAAAUGGAUAUCUUUACUGGAGUCAGACCUUUAUUAUUUUCAUAUGUACUCAUUAACGGCAUAUUCAUUACUUUACAGACUAAAGAAGAGGUGCUUUUGGACAUGAGGGCAACAGGAGGUGAACUGGGCUGGUUGACAUUGCCCUUAGAUCAGGGUGAAAAACCUGGGUGGGAGGUCACCCAGAGGACCCUGAACGGCUCCCAGUUUUAUACCUACUCGGUCUGCAAUGUUGGGGAACGUGAGCAGGACAACUGGCUGCGCACCACUUUCAUUCAGCGGCGUCCAGCGGCUUCGCGAGUUUUUGUUGAACUCCAGUUCAUCGUACGCGAUUGCAACUCUUUUGAUGCCAUUUCGCUGACCUGCAAAGAAACCUUCAACCUCUUCACAUCUGAGUCAGACGCCGAUGUAGGCACCACCUUCCGCAAGGGCCAGUUUAAGAAAGUGGCCACCAUAGCACCCGACGAGAUCACCAGCAAAAAUGAACUGCGCAUCAACACUGAGACACGAGUGGUGGAGAACCUGUCUCGAAAAGGCUUCUAUUUGGCUUUUCAAGACAACGGAGCCUGCGUCGCGCUUCUGUCCACCAGGGUCUACUACAAAACUUGCCCAGCCACAGUGAAAAGCCUUGCGUCAUUCCCCGAGACUGUGGCCGGAGGUGAGAACCAGGCGCUGAGGGAAGUGAGCGGGGUGUGCGUGGAUAACGCCGUCAGCGAGGAGUUGCCCCGCAUCUACUGCACUGUGGAUGGGGAGUGGGUGGUACCAGUUGGACAGUGCCAGUGCAAACCAGGUUAUGAAGAAGUCAAAGAUGCAUGUCAAGAAUGUCAGCCUGGCUUCUUCAAAGCUGUAGCAUCCGGUGACAAGUGUGAGCCAUGUCCUGCCAACACCCAAAGGCUUGGCUCUGGUGCUUUGUUUUGUCCCUGCAUGGAUGGCUUCUACCGGGCCCCAACUGACCCAUCUACUGGACCCUGCUCAGGCCUCCCCUCUGCCCCACGAGACCUCGUCGCCACCACCACCCAGCUCUCUGCAGGAAAACUCCUCCUCACCUGGAGCCCGCCUGAAGACACCGGAGGUCGAAUCGACAUCACCUACAGCAUUGAAUGCCAUCGCUGCGAGGGCUUUGUGUGCCAGCCCUGCGGAGAAAAAAUCCGCUACGAGCCGGCCAGCAUGGGUCUGACCGACACAAAGGUUUCAGUGAGCGAAUUGGAUGCUCACCUCAACUACACCUUCGUUGUGGCGGCUCACAAUGGCGUGUCAAUGUUUGCUAGUCAGGCAACACCACGGGCUUAUAGACCCCCAUCCACCAGCGCUCUAACUACAUCACUACACUACACAGACCCCCCCAAGAUAACCACGAUGCGACUGGUUGAGAGGACCUCCACCAGCUUGUCCCUUUCCUGGGACGUAUCCCCCAGACUACGGGUGCCUCAAACACAAGUCUGGCCCAUCCGUUAUGAACUUACUUUCCGCAAGAAGGAUGAUAACCUGGAUGUGACUACCUACAUUGUGCUGAAACUGGAAAAGAAUUUUGUGCAGAUCAGCGAUCUGUCCCCGGGUACGGCCUACCUGUUCAGGGUGCAGGCCCUCAGCAGCGAUGGCAGCCCUGGAGGCUCCAGCAUAGAGGAACAGUUUGAGACCUCGUCUGAAGGACGCCUUACUCAAAACAACCCGGCAGUCAUUUUCGGCGCAGCAAUCGGAGGAGCGGCCAUGUUGUUUGUAGUGGUCGUGAUCCUGUUCCUAUACAGACGGAAAAGGAACUCUAACUCCAGGCAAGGACCAGAGGACACCUACUUUUCCAGCUCAGAGCAAUUGAAACCUCUGAAAACCUACGUGGAUCCACACACAUACGAGGACCCCAAUGUAGCUGUCCUGAAGUUUGCCACUGAAAUCCACCCAAGCAACGUAACCAAACAAAAAGUCAUUGGAGCUGGGGAGUUUGGUGAGGUGUACCGUGGCAUUUUGAAGGUGCCGUCAAGGAAAGAGUUGGUAGUUGCUAUCAAGACGCUGAAGCCAGGCUACACGGAGAAGCAGAGACAGGACUUUCUAAGCGAGGCCUCCAUCAUGGGCCAAUUUUCCCACCAGAACAUUAUUCGCUUGGAGGGGGUGGUCACCAAAUGUAAGGAUUUCUGUGAGUUUUGUUACUUUUUUUAUUUUUAUUUUUUAUUAUUCACAAAUUUUUUAAAGGUUUUUGGGCCAGUUCAGGGACAAAAUAUGUUCUAUUGUGUGUAUGUGUGUGUGUGUGUAGUCAAACAUGCCAUGAUCGUGACUGAAUACAUGGAGAACGGAGCACUGGACAGGUAUCUUAAGGACCACGAUGGCGAGUUUCCUUCCUUCCAGCUGGUAGGCAUGCUGCGCGGCAUCGCUGCAGGCAUGAAGUACCUCUCUGACAUGAGCUACGUCCACCGUGACCUAGCUGCCCGCAACAUCCUGGUCAACAACACCCUGGAGUGUAAAGUGUCAGACUUCGGCCUGUCCCGGGUGCUGGAGGACGAUCCUGAGGGGACAUACACCACAAGUGGAGGUAAGAUCCCUAUUCGCUGGACGGCUCCUGAGGCAAUAGCAUACAGAAAGUUCACCUCAGCCAGCGAUGUGUGGAGUUUUGGCAUAGUCAUGUGGGAGGUCAUGGCCUUUGGCGAAAGGCCUUACUGGGAUAUGAGUAACCAUGAGGUGAUGAAAGCUAUCAACGAGGCUUUUAGGCUGCCUGCGCCGAUGGACUGUCCGUCAACUGUUUAUCAGUUGAUGCUGCAGUGCUGGCUCCAGGAUCGCUCUAAGAGGCCGCGCUUUGGAGACAUUGUCAACCUGCUGGACAAGCUGCUGCGGAGCCCAGACUCCCUGAAGACCAUCGCAGACUUCGACCCACGCAUAUCCAUCCGCCUUCCAAGCACUAGCGGCUCGGACGGUUCCCCCUUCAGGUCGGUGUCUGAGUGGCUGGAGUCCAUCAAGAUGAGUCAGUACAGUGAGAACUUCACCUGCGCUGGGGUCGUCACCAUGGACCAAGUCUUGCAGAUGAAGAAUGAGGAUAUUAAGAACAUUGGGGUGAGGCUGCCUGGCCAUUUGAAAAGAAUUGCCUACAGCAUCUUGGGUUUAAAGGACCAGACCAGCACCCUGAGUGUCUUUGCAGUGUGAUCCAGACAACGAAGGGAAUUAAAUCCGGGCACUGAAGCAGGCAGACUUUGAACUCUAAGCUGAGCUAGAGCAAAACUGCAGGCACGGCCUUGGAUCGGCAGGACCAAGAGAACUGUGCCAUCCGUUGGGGCCGACUGAAAUCAUACUGACUUAUUGUACAUUUUUGAUUUCUUCUUCUUAUCCACACGGGAAUUGAGCAAAUAUACAAAAUUAGACGUAUCAAGUAGACUGUAUAUUUUAGAUAUCUAUUUUUAUUAUCCAUAUCUUCUGUACAGUUACAAUUCAUUGCUCAUGCUUUUUUAUUUUUCCUUCAUCUCACAUUCCUGCUUCAUAAAAAUCAACAAACAAGCCAGUUCUGGGAACGGCUUCAACUUUACAAAAUUGCAGCCUGAGCGUGUCGCGUCCAGUAUCAAACAAACAAGAUAAGCACAGUCAGUGUGAUGGAGUGGGAGCAGUAGAGCCCAGCCUUGACCCAGGUUGUGGUUGGUGCUGAUGUCACGGCGUCUCCUUUUAAUUGGCACUUUGGUCCAUUUCCUGUCAGACAAACAAGGAUGGAUUGUUGACACGGCUGAAAUGAGCUUGAGCUGGCCCAAAGGUAAAGAGAUGGUCUCGCGUAGGUGCAUAAACACAGAUGGACCUGGUGUUUUUACUGGCCUUCUGCUUGCUCUGUGCAGAAAUUAAGCUAUGAUCAUAUACUUGAUGGUAUAUGAAAAGAGAGGAUAUACUGUAUAGGUACUCUUUGUAUACAGAUUACCAAAAACAUUGGGAUUACAAUUUAGAAUGUAGCACUUAGAUCCUGAAUCUCAUGAUCUCUUAGUUUGUUUCAGAAUUGCAGGAAAGGGAGAUUACACACAAAAUCCUGAAAGGAAAAAAAACUAUAUAUACUGUAUAUUAUUAUAAUUAUAAGUUUAAAUUUGAAAGCAAUCCAUCUGUUUGUAGCAUGUCGGUAAUGAAGAGAGAAAGGGUGAAGUUUACCAAAAAAUGUAAAUGCCCUGAAAAAAAGAUUUAAUGAUGAGUGAUUGUUGUGGUUGAGAUGAUUUCAUCCUACAUAAUAGUUUGGUUUGCAACUUCAAUGUCUAAUUUAGUUUUGUAGAAUUUUUUUGUACAAAUAUCCAUUCAUAUUUGUGUUGGUUUGAGUAACAUGUUGACGGGAUAUGCUUUGAUAAUUAAGAGCUCGUUCCAGACAGUCAGAGACAUUUUUGUGGAACAUUAGCGGGAGUUUGCUUUGGUCUGUUUUAAUGAAGCAGCUCUCCGGUGUAGUGGGAACUGUAUAGUGGACAGUUCCCCCAGUGCUCUUAAUUGAAGACUGCAAAUAAUUGUGUUACUGAUGUACACUUUCCUUUACUUGAAUUUCUACUGUAUUUGGAUCCACGAUUCUAUAGUAGCUGAUGGAUACAUCUUUGGAAAAGGGAUUUUUUUAUUUUGUUACUACUCUGGUUUAGUGGUUGCAAUUACAUUUUGUAUGAUUUCACUAUUAAUAGAAUACCAAACUGGUUAUUUUUUUAAGUUCACUUUCCAAAGCAAUGUCUCCUACCUUUGCUGCAUUUCCAAACAUUUUGAGAGUUCCUCCAUCAAAAAGCAAACUCUUUACUUUUUGCCUGUUGUUUUUAUACUGUAUUUAAUAGCCUAUUUAUUUUUUACUUUUAUUUAUUUAUGCUGAUAAACACUGAGCUGGGAUUAUAAUUGAAGGUUGUGCUCUCAUUCUCAAUAAUAAAAAAAAAAACUCUGUC
Molecule: messenger RNA, 4947 nt
Organism: Etheostoma cragini (Arkansas darter)
Lineage: Eukaryota; Metazoa; Chordata; Actinopteri; Perciformes; Percidae
Gene: epha2b
Product: eph receptor A2 b
Exons: 16
Coding region: 17-3217 (1066 amino acids)
Biological process (GO): axon guidance; protein phosphorylation; cell surface receptor protein tyrosine kinase signaling pathway
Cellular component (GO): neuron projection; plasma membrane
Molecular function (GO): transmembrane-ephrin receptor activity; ATP binding; protein binding
Source: RefSeq, a predicted model, not a curated record